UGAUGCCUAAUGCUGCCGUGAACGCAAUGGCUGUGACUCUAUUGUUCUAAGCUCGAAACAACGUCGAUAGUCCUUGAAUUGGGGGAGCUGACAUUGAUGGCGAGGAUACCGAAGGACGGCGAACUGCUUGAACAACAGAAUUCAAUUGGUCGAGGUCUAGGGUUGCAAUCUACGCAGCCAUUAGACCUCGUGGGCGUCACCUCGGGCAGGUUUCAAAUAUAGCCUGCGACGCCGGUGCUUGAGCUUUUCCCUGGAUAUACGUGUGCUACUAUGUCUGUGUCCUCUACAAAAGACCCCCUCGAUGGCAUCACGGGAGAACUGGCAAGCAACGGCGAUGCAUUCAAGUUGGUUUUAUUGUUCUUCAUGGCUAUUUCAUGCUACAAUGUUGCUGAGCUAGUCGUUCUCGUCUUGUCAACUUUUCGACGUUGGAAGGGGUUGUACUUUUGGAGUCUGCUUUUAUCGGGCUGCGCAGGCGUGGUUCCAUACACCUUGGGUUUUAUUCUGAAAUUCUUCACGAAGGCCGACUCGACACUAUCUGUGACCAUCCUCACCAUUGGCUGGUGGAUCAUGGUCACCGGCCAAGCGAUCGUCCUAUAUUCACGACUGCACCUAGUGAUUUGCGAUGAGCGCAUCCUCCGGAGAGUGCUCUACAUGAUCAUCGCGAAUGUUUUCCUUCUGCAUGUCCCAACGACCGUCCUCACGUAUGGGUCUAAUGUCGUUCACAGAAAGGCAGCCUAUGUGAUUGGAUACAACAUCAUGGAGAAACUUCAGAUGACGGGUUUCACUAUCCAGGAGAUUGUGCUGUCCGGGCUAUACGUGUGGGAAACGGUGAAGCUGCUCCAGCUGUGCUUUGUCCAAGAGAAUCAGAGGAUUAUGCGUCAGUUGGUUUGGAUCAACCUCGUCAUGCUUGUUAUGGAUCUGCUAUUGCUGGGCCUCGAGUAUGCCAGCUACUAUGCGGUGCAGAUUACGCUCAAGGGAGCGAUAUACAGCAUCAAGUUGAAGCUGGAGUUUGCGGUGCUGGGCCGACUCGUCGCCGUGGUUCAGAAUCGAAGACCAAUUUGGAUUGAUGGAGACAUUGCUCUCGGUUCUUUUGACCUUGAAGCUACUAGUGGACCUGAUCGAAGUAUAGGUUCAGCCGGUGGGAGUGUGUCUAGUCGAACACCAUGUUGCAUUUCAGCCGCUGGAUUUGCAACCCAGACGCGUCGGGAUAUCAACGUUGGAAAUGAUAAGAUUGUGACAAUGACAGAGCUAUCAGCAUGGGUUGAGCGGCCAAACGAUGACCGCUGCUGACCUCGAAGGAUCUGGAAUUCUGGUGUCAAUCAUUAUUCGUCAAGCAAUCUUUAGCGAUGGCGUUAUGUGGCAACAACAGUGGGAAUUAGAG
This is a messenger RNA of Aspergillus ibericus CBS 121593, 1381 nucleotides long. RefSeq lists its product as uncharacterized. NCBI's taxonomy places the organism in Eukaryota, Fungi, Ascomycota, Eurotiomycetes, Eurotiales, Aspergillaceae. The record is from RefSeq and is a predicted model, not a curated record. Bases 271 to 1290 code for a protein of 339 amino acids. The transcript has 2 exons.